Messenger RNA from Caenorhabditis remanei, 2001 nucleotides. RefSeq lists its product as uncharacterized. The record is from RefSeq and is a predicted model, not a curated record. Lineage: Eukaryota; Metazoa; Nematoda; Chromadorea; Rhabditida; Rhabditidae. The transcript has 10 exons. The coding region runs from base 1 to 2001 and encodes 666 amino acids. Gene Ontology annotation, molecular function: acetylcholinesterase activity. Gene Ontology annotation, cellular component: plasma membrane. Gene Ontology annotation, biological process: acetylcholine catabolic process; choline metabolic process.
AUGGACAGAUAUCAGACCGCCUACUUCUAUGUGAAUGCUAGGUGCGGCACAACACGUGAUCAGAAGCCGCCGUCGUCGCAGCUAGCCUUCAGAAGAAGACACUCUCCGGCCAUGCGAGCGCCCGUCAUCAGACGGCAUCUUACUUAUCACGUCUUUUGUCAAUUCUUAUUAUUAGCUGUGUUUGUUAGAAAUAUCGAAACUCGGUCGAUUGUCAGAGGAGAUCAUGUUGUACAUACGCCUCUUGGAACCAUUCGGGGAGUUGGACAGACAUUUGACGGUGCAAAGGUUUCUGCAUUCCUGGGUGUUCCGUACGCAAAACCACCGAUUGGCUCGAGAAGAUUCAAAAUGGCUGAAAUGAUCGAUCGAUGGAGUGGUGAACUUGAAGCGAGAACUUUGGCGAAAACGUGUUAUCUGACAAUUGACAGUGCCUUUCCUCAGUUUCCUGGAGCUGAAAUGUGGAAUCCUCCUGGAGCAAUAUCAGAAGACUGUCUGAACAUGAAUAUUUGGGUGCCAGAAGAUCAUGAUGGAUCAGUUAUGGUAUGGAUUUAUGGUGGUGGAUUUUUCAGUGGAACACCUUCUUUGGAUUUGUACAGUGGAUCAGUGUUUGCAGCGAAAGAACACACGAUUGUGGUUAAUGUGAACUAUCGAUUAGGUCCUUUUGGGUUUUUAUACUUUGGAGAUGAUUCUCCAAUUCAAGGAAAUAUGGGUUUGAUGGAUCAACAGUUGGCACUUCGAUGGGUUCACGAGAAUAUUGGAGCAUUUGGAGGAGAUAGAUCAAGAGUCACUUUGUUCGGGGAAUCUGCUGGAUCUGCAUCUGCAACUGCUCAUUUAUUUGCUCCAAACUCUCAUAAAUACUUCAGAAACGUCAUUGCAAAGAGUGGUUCAAUAAUCAAUUCGUGGGCAUCUGCAACACCUCCAACAAUGCUUGAUUUAUCUCUCCGUCUUGCUAAAAAAGUGAAUUGCACUUCAACAGAUAUGAAUGUGAUUGCCAAGUGUCUUCGUAGUGUUCCAGCUCAUUUAGUUCAAGCAGAAGCAGAUAAUAUAUCAGGAGAUAUUGGGCCUCCAAUGACUUUUGCAUAUGUUCCUGUCUCAUCUGAUGCCAACUUUUUCCAGGGAGAUAUAUUUCAAAAACUAGCGAAUAAGCAAUUCAAGAAAGAUGUCAACAUAAUUUUUGGAAGCGUAAAAGAUGAAGGAACAUAUUGGCUACCGUAUUAUAUGUCACUUCCAAAAUAUGGAUUCGCAUUCAAUCAUACGAUAUCUGCAGAAGAUCCACACAAUAGAGCACUCAUCACCAGAGAACAUUAUGAAGAAUCAAUGAAAGCUUUCAUGCCGUACUUCGCUGGAUCAAAACUUGUAUUAAAUGCAUUUAUGAAUUCAUAUGAACACGUUUCAACAAGUAAUGUACCAGAAGAAAGAUAUCGAGAUGGUGUGGCACGAUUCCUCGGAGAUUUAUUCUUCACUUGUUCUCUAAUUGAUUUUGCUGAUUUAAUAUCUGAUAACAUCUUUGGAAAUGUCUAUAUGUACUAUUUCACUUACAGAUCAAGUGCAAAUCCCUGGCCUCGAUGGAUGGGUGUAAUGCAUGGAUAUGAAAUAGAAUAUGCAUUUGGUCAGCCAUAUUGGAGACCUCAUCUUUACGAUCAAAGUCAAUUAGAAGAUGAGAAAAGAUUAUCUUCAAUUAUAAUGCAAAUAUGGGCGAAUUUUGCCAACACUGGAAGGAUCGAUUCAUUUUGGCCUCAGUAUAAUAAAAUCGAAAGAAAAGCAAUCGAACUUGGAGAAUCCACUUUACAUGGAAAGCAUCGAAUAAUUUCAGAUGUCCAUGGAGGUUUUUGUAGAAUGAUCGACGAAGCAAAAGCCUUUGUGAAACAGAAAAAUGCAAACGAUUGCCGAACAGCUCGUAAAUCGGAUACUUCAUCAGUUCAAACAAGUUCAUCAAUCUCUUCUUCUCUCUACCUCUUUCUUAUUUUUACUCUUUCCAUUCUCUUCUCUUGUAUCAGUUUGUGA